UGUUUUUAGUACUGUUUUUGUAAAUUUGAACUAGAUUUGCAACAACUUUUUCAUUUGAUCUAAUUUUAAUUACGUUUUUAAAUUGUUAUUUCCACUUAUUGCUAACAUGAUGUUUUUCAUGUGGCAGAGUAGUUAUUUGUAUUCUUUCCUUGAUGCUACAUUGUACUUUCAUUAUAUAAUAAAAUUACGAGUACCUAUUUUUAAUAUUCAAAAUGUCCGGUUGCACAUAAGCUAAGCUAGACUCUAUAUUGAGGUUUUUUUUUUGUUUUUUUUUGUUUUUUUUUUUUAGUAAAAUCUUUUUCUAAAUUUUACAUUUUGCUCCACUAUAUAUUUUCUCUUUAAUAAUCGAUUUUGAUUUUCUUUUCUAUUUUCAAAUGUUGAUGUGAUUUAUUUGGUGAUUUUAUGUGUUUGUAGGUGAAAAAUUCAAUAUUCAGCAUUAAUCAUACUUUUAGAUGGAAUAUUUUUUUUUUUUUUUUUUUUUUUGAGGAUAAUGGAAUUAUUUUGUUCAACAAAUUGUAUUUUAUGCUAAAAUGUAUUCAUUUAUUCAAGUAUUGUACAUGCCGCUGUAGAAAGUUCCAUAUUUUUAAAGUUUUGGUUCACUUAUCAAUUAAUUUAUAUUGCAUUUUGAAAUAUAAUCAAUUAUCAUUGGUUUUUAAUUUAAUUAAUCAUUGGAUUUUUUAGGUUUAUAUUGCAAUUUUUUCUAUUUUGAUGUCAAAUAUUUUCAUUAAUCACGCCAAUUUAAAAACUAUAGUUGAUCAUUAACUUUUAAUUUGAUGCUUGAUAUAGGAUGUAUCAAUUUAUGGUUAUGAGGAUUUUGAUUAGUUUUUACGUAAGUUUUAUUUAUAUGAAUUGAGUUUAAAUAUCUAUAUAAGUAUUUAGCAUUAUAAUGGAUUUAAAGUGUUGUAAGUAUUUCUAUGUAAAUUAAAAAUAGAUGUUCAAUUAAAUUCGAUAACAAUAUGAAACAAACAUUUCUCAUAUUAGUUUAAUCACAUAUAGUUUUGUUUCAUUUCGCAACCAGUGGGUUUUAGAAUUUUGGUUUUGUUUCAUUUCGCAACUAGUGGAUUUAUGAAUUUAACACUAUUAUUAAAAUAUUUUCUACUAUUUUUAUAUGAAAUUGAAAUACUAGGCAAAAAUACAAUUAUACAAAUGCAAAAACAAUUAUUAUAAUACAUUAAACCACGGUGCAUUGUACGGGUUUAAGACUAGUUAAUUUAAAAAGUUGGAAAAAAAAAAGAAAAAAAAAAAGAAUCCAAGAAUAUAUAACCAAUAGAAAAUAAAAAUGACUCAAAUGAGGGUUGAAGAGAAGCGAAAAAAUAGGGGAAUGUGGGAGUGUGGGACAACAAUUACACCCUCUCAUAAAGUCAUUAACCAACACUUUAACCGUCACUUUCCAUUUUCUCAAUUUCAAUUAUCUUCUCUCAAAUAGAUACUCCAACAAAAUGGAGAAGUGUACUAAUUUCAAUAAUAAUCACGGCAAAUCCAAGAAAUACUAUUACUACAACAACAAUAACAGUAGUAGUAACAAUAGUAUUAAUAAUACAAUUGAAGGUGGUUUAGGAGUAAUGAUUAGGAAAGGGCCGUGGAAACCCGAAGAAGAUCAAGUUUUAAUCAACCAUGUUAAGAAUUAUGGUCCUCGUGACUGGAGCUCCAUUCGAUCCAAAGGUCUUCUUCAACGUACUGGCAAAUCGUGUCGUCUUCGUUGGGUUAAUAAACUUCGUCCCAACUUAAAAAAUGGGUGCAAGUUUACAACAGAAGAAGAAAGAAUGGUGAUAGAAUUGCAGGGAGAAUUCGGGAAUAAAUGGGCGAAAAUUGCGACAUAUAUGGCAGGAAGAACUGAUAAUGAUGUCAAGAAUUUCUGGAGUAGCAGGCAAAAGAGAUUGGCUAGGCUUUUGCACUCUCAAUCUCCUACUCGUAUUAAAAAGAAGCACAAAUCUUCUGCUUCUACUUCCAAGGAUCGUCCUCACUUUCGCGAGGUCUCUAAGAAUUCUUCAAUGGAGGGAGAAUCAUCCUCCAAAGCACAAUCUCUUAACUCGUCUUCUAACAGCAGCAAAGGCAAGAAUAGUAUGGAACUGAUACCGUUUCCUGGUUCAAUUGACCACAGUUGUCCGUGUUUUGAAGCUAACAACGCAACUUGUCUUGAUCCAAUCCCCUUGAACACAUACUACAACCAUACAGACUUGCAACUACUAGAAAUGCCUUCCUUUCCCUCGAUUCCACCCUUCCAAACAGACUUUCCAUUCCUUCCAGAAACACAGGAGCUCAUUGAUAGGCUCGAUUAUAGCUUUUUUGCACCCUUUGGAUACAUAAAUGAGCCUGCUCUCAUCAAUGAUGGGGUUCACCUUUUUUCAUGCUUUGGUGGAGGUGGUAUGAAUGGUGAAACAAGAGUAAAGCGGGAGGACAACCAUGCAGCUCCUGACAGCUUUUUUGAUGACUUCCCAUCAGAUGUGUUUGAUGAGAUAGAGCCAUUACCAAGCCCUCCUCGCUGGUAG
This is a messenger RNA of Chenopodium quinoa (quinoa), 2489 nucleotides long. RefSeq names its product transcription factor DUO1-like. Lineage: Eukaryota; Viridiplantae; Streptophyta; Magnoliopsida; Caryophyllales; Amaranthaceae. The transcript is spliced from 3 exons. Bases 1440 to 2489 code for a protein of 349 amino acids. The record is from RefSeq and is a predicted model, not a curated record.